CCUGAACUUCCUGUUUUGCCGAGUUAUGCUUAAAGCGGGCGGCAGACGACAGCUCCGACAUUGUUGCUCGAACAGCAAGCAGACGACUCUUGGUUAAGGAAGAACAUUGCAAGGCACACGGUUGUUUAUCAGGUCGAACUUGGAAAUGGCUCUGCAGAACUCUUAGUAUUUUUGUCAGGAGCAGUCGACAUUCCGGCGGCGCUCGGGAGCAGACCGUACAGUGCCGCCACCUGCCGCAAACUGCAUCGUGUCCUGGACGGACCGGUGGCCGGUUGAUGCGGUUUACAUCGUAGGACCACCAUUUUCGUCCCACGCUGCGCAGAGGAAAGUCUGAUAAGCUCUCGAUCGAACCAAAAAUGCCCAAGUACAGCUAUUCAGCUACCACCAUAUUGGUGCCCGUUACACGAGUUUUACGGCCCACCAUUAAACCAGCCUCUCCCUUUAGUCCGGAAGCAGCUUCAGAGAGCUUGCGGAAAGCCAUGAAGGGACUGGGCACGGACGAGGCCACGAUCAUCAGCAUCCUGACGCAUCACUCUAACGAGCAGCGACGAGAGAUCGAAAAACAGUUUAAGACGAUGUAUGGGCGGGACCUCAAGUCUGACCUGAAGUCGGAGCUUAGCGGCCGGUUUGAGGAUGUCAUACUCGCCCUGUUGGACCCUCCACGAGUGUACGACGCUAGAGAACUGAAGAACGCCAUCAAGGGCGCUGGUACAGACGAGGCAGCCCUUAUCGAAAUCUUGUGCACAAGGUCAAACGCUGAGAUCAAAGAGAUUAAAGAACUCUACAAAGCUCAUUUCAAGAGGGACUUGGAAAAAGAUUUGAUCUCGGACACCUCUGGUGACUUUCGGCGUCUGUUGGUGUCACAGGUCAACGGCCACAGAGACGAGUCGGGCCACGUAGAUGCGGCUCUCGCCAAAGCCGAGGCUCAGGAACUGGUUCAGGCCGGGAUCAAGAAGGUCGGCACCGACGAGGAGACAUUCAACCGCAUCCUGUGUCUCCGUAACUACGCCCAGCUUCGGGCCACCUUCGACGCCUACAAGCAGAUUGCCGGCAAGGACAUCGAGGACUCCAUCAAGAGCGAGAUGAGUGGGAACCUCGAGAAAGGUUUUCUGGCCAUCGUGCGUGUGGCCCGCAACGUCCCGGCUUUCUUCGCUGAGCGCUUGUAUGACAGUAUGAAGGGUGCAGGGACCACUGACAAUACCUUGAUAAGGAUAAUAGUGUCAAGGAGUGAGGUGGAUCUGGGCCUCAUAAAGCGAGAGUUCCAGAGAAUGUAUGGGAAGACCCUAGCGAGCUUCAUCAAGGGAGACACCACCGGUGACUACAAGAACACCCUCUUGGCGCUCUGCGGAGAGUAAGCUCCCUUGAUCCCAUUGUGUCGUCUAAUUCGCUGCUUGUACAGGAGCAGAAAAGAAAAUUAAUGUAAUGUAGACUAGCUCUAUCUGUUUUGUGCUACAUACUGCCAUGAACAUUGUUAAUAAAUCUUGCAGUGGACCAAGUCAGCUCAGAAAAAAAAUAGUUGACCGGAUUUGAUUGUAAAGCAAAGUUUUGAAGAAUGAAGCAUUAAUAGAGAGCUUAGGUGCAAUUUUGUUUGAACCCUGAAUUAAAGCGCAGAGCAGCAUACUAUUUCUCCAAAUCUGUGUGAACACAACAUUUCUGUUCUCAGCAUACUUACUUACAAACCUCAUACGCUUAGGUUGUUAAGCUCUCAGCCAAAAGGGGAAUGUGAAACAUUUCAUCAGCAUUUCUGUAUACAAUCGAAAUACGGCGAUUUUAAAUUGUAAUUAGAAAAAAAUUGCAACCUACGUGUCCUUUUAAUAAUUUUUAAAUAUACAUUACUGUAUAUCACAGUAUUUUUCCUUGUGCUUUAAAUUGUUACAACCUAAGUAUUUUUCUUAACAGUUCUGUUUAUAAAAUGAUCACUAAUUACUAUGCAGCCUAUCACAGUUUCCAUCUUGUAUACAGAAUCUUUUUUAUAGCAAGUAAAUUCUUUGCCUUUACUGAAGCCGAUAUGUCACCAAGUCAUUAUUUUGCAUAAAAUCUCAUACGAGUAAUCUUUUUAAUGUAUUAUUACUAAUCUUUUAUUCCUCUAAUGUUUAUUAGGUGUUAAUCUUUAUCAAAUAAUAUCAUUUCCUGGCCUAGUGCAUUAAUUAACCUUUCCUCCGUCAUUGUUACGGCAUUUUGAUAAAUCAAGUUUUAUAAAAUAUGAUAUAAAACAUGAUCCACAAUAUACUUUGUGUUGUUUGUGAAACAUACUUGAUAUUGUCCAUACAGCCCUAAAACUUGAAUGUGGUGACUGUUGUUAAGAUAACCACAAACCUUUACUAUUGUUACCUUGUACAACCAUAAAGUAUCAAAAGGUCAUCACCGUCAUCACUGAAAGAUUUAGGAGUAACAAGUAAUAGAGUAACAGGUUUAGUACUAACAAAUUAACAUAUAUAUAUAUUGCUGUAGCUGAAAACUUUCGCAGAUACCUUUGUCACCUGUCGUUUUUUAAUGAUGUAGACCUUUGACGAUACACGAUUAAUUUGAAAACGCCAAGUUUUUAUUUAAAAAAACUAAGAGUAAACAAUUUAGAAGAACAUUUUUUCUGAUAUAUUUUUUAAUGGAGUGACCAAACUAUGCAUUUCAUUUUAAAAUACAAGGACCAUAGCAAAACCAUUUACUUCAGCAUCUAUUAUAUUUCGUCUACGAAACAGAAAGAAACUUUGUAGUUUCUGAAAACGUCGUUACAAAGUUUAGAUCAUUAACUGUGUAAUGUUUAUUGUUUUUGUCAACAUCAAAAUAUACGUUUGAUGUACUUAGCUAAGACGUUUUGAUCAAACGAAAUAAAUUUGUCUGAAUCUUAAGAUUUUACUAUUUGGAAAAAUGUAAAUUUGAAAAGAUGUCAUUGGAUAUUUUUUAAAUUUUGGUAUGUGUUUAAAGCAGUUUAAAAUGUUUUUAUGUAACGUAUCGUCUCUUUCUCAUCAUUUUUCUUGUAUAUUUUUAUGAAUUCGAAGUCCCAGAACUUGGCAAUCACAACAGCUUUUUUCAGUUUUUCCCAAAUAAACUACUGUCGUCAAAA
Pomacea canaliculata is the source of this 3061-nucleotide messenger RNA. RefSeq names its product annexin A7-like. The transcript has 10 exons. Gene Ontology annotation, cellular component: cytoplasm. NCBI's taxonomy places the organism in Eukaryota, Metazoa, Mollusca, Gastropoda, Architaenioglossa, Ampullariidae. Bases 357 to 1355 code for a protein of 332 amino acids. The record is from RefSeq and is a predicted model, not a curated record. Gene Ontology annotation, molecular function: calcium ion binding; calcium-dependent phospholipid binding; phospholipase inhibitor activity.